CAAGCAAGCAAGAAGCAGUGCAGCACCAAGUGAGCAAAGUGAGAGCUUAGGGUGAAAAAAAAAGGAUGAGAGCUAGUUAUUAAGCUUAGUAACCAAUUCAGAAACAAAAAUACAAACACAGAGCUACAAAAUGAGACAUGCUUGACUACAUAGAAGGUGGUGCAAGAAUUCCUUGUCAAGAAUGCCAACUAGAAUCAAUGGGGGAACUCCAAUCCAAUUCAAAGGACAUUCCAUUUUCUCAACAAGACCUUUCGGUCAAAGUAGAGUGCCUGGUAAUAUUUAGAACCUUAGUUGUCAGGAAUAUAGAAACAAAUGUAAGCCUUCGGGAACAAUGGGGAGAAUUGAAGAUUGAUAGAAAUCAUUCUUCCUCGGAUAUGGGGUCACACCAUUCAACUUGUUGUAUGGUGUGUGUAUGUAAUUCUUUAAUUGUGGCUUUGCCCUCCUAUUAAUGAAAUGAGUAUAUUUCC
Rubroshorea leprosula is the source of this 467-nucleotide messenger RNA. The record is from the annotation of a GenBank genome assembly. Lineage: Eukaryota; Viridiplantae; Streptophyta; Magnoliopsida; Malvales; Dipterocarpaceae.